AUGAACACUGCGCUGUAUCACUCAGCGGGAUUAUUCAGCUCGCCAUCGGCUUCUGGAAGCUUAACGGCGGGAGGAAACAUGAUCACCACGGCCAAGCCGCUCGCCUUCUCAAUCGAAAGGAUUAUGGCUAGGACACCGGAACCAAAGUCGAUACAACUCCCCAACGUGUUCCAUGCGCCCGGGGGGAACGCGGACCCAAAGCAGGCGCUCAGCGUGAACCCUUCAUCACUGCACUGUAUGAUUCCCUUCGUGCCACUCGCCUACGAGCCGGGCCACAAACUUCACCUCAACGGACUGGAUACAAACCACUUUGAAGCCUCUUCGUGCAACUCCAACGACUUGGUGAGCAUCGGUUUGAACUACAAAAACGACCAUUCUGAUGUGACCCCAACGGUGGGGCAGUAUAAACUUUUCCGGCCGCGAGUGGUCAACCAAGCAUCCUUUCACGCCAUGGGUGCGAUAUGCUACCUGAACUGCGGCGAGAACUCGUGUCCGCCGCCGACAGGCAUAGUGAACAUCCACCCUAUGGCCUCGUACUUUUUCAACUCUCCACUGCAAGGCCGCCAGAGAGCUGCUGCGUCUGAGAAGAGCAAGGUUGGCCACGGCGGCGACAGGUACCAGUCCGGGGUGUCCUUCAAAGACCUGUCCCAAACUCGGCUGCAGCAGUACAUGAAAGAGAGCGCACAGAUAUUGACGGAGAAGCUUUUUAAAACCUCCUCAAAACUCAACGGAUCUCCACAAAGCAAGCCAAAAGUGUUUACAUGUGAAGUCUGUGGCAAGGUUUUCAAUGCCCACUAUAACCUGACGCGUCACAUGCCAGUGCACACAGGAGCCAGACCUUUUGUGUGCAAGGUCUGCGGCAAAGGAUUUCGCCAAGCUAGUACUCUCUGUCGCCAUAAAAUUAUACAUACUCAGGAAAAACCUCACAAGUGUAACCAGUGCGGGAAAGCCUUCAAUCGAAGUUCAACUCUCAACACACAUGCCCGGAUUCACGCGGGUUACAAGCCUUUCAUCUGUGAAUUCUGUGGGAAGGGCUUUCAUCAGAAAGGCAACUACAAGAACCACAAGCUGACUCACAGUGGCGAGAAGCAGUUCAAGUGUAAUAUUUGCAACAAGGCUUUCCACCAAGUGUACAACCUUACGUUCCAUAUGCACACGCACAACGACAAGAAACCCUUCACCUGCCCCACCUGCGGCAAAGGGUUCUGCCGGAACUUUGAUCUGAAAAAGCACAUUAGAAAACUACAUGACGCCUCCCCCGGACCCCAAUCGCCUUGCGCGCUCCCGCACAUCAAUACAGAAAAUCGCCGGGACUGA
Messenger RNA from Engraulis encrasicolus (European anchovy), 1317 nucleotides. It is a transcript of the gene fezf1, whose product is annotated as FEZ family zinc finger 1. Gene Ontology annotation, cellular component: nucleus. The record is from RefSeq and is a predicted model, not a curated record. Gene Ontology annotation, biological process: regulation of transcription by RNA polymerase II. The transcript has 4 exons. Bases 1 to 1317 code for a protein of 438 amino acids. Gene Ontology annotation, molecular function: DNA-binding transcription factor activity, RNA polymerase II-specific. NCBI's taxonomy places the organism in Eukaryota, Metazoa, Chordata, Actinopteri, Clupeiformes, Engraulidae.